AUGGUUUCCACAGAGGUAAUUGUGUCGCUACAAGAGGAAUUGUACACCGAUAUCAUCGUAGACAGCGACAUUUGCACGGUAGAAAACACGGAGUUAGUUGGCUGCUACAAUUGCGAAAAGGGCGCCUAUGCUAAGAUCAAGUGUUUUGCCUCUCGAUCAAGUGAAGCCGAAAUCAUUUGUGAUUCAACAAGUUUCACGGCUCCGUGCGGCAGACAGGGAAUUGAGUCGAUAAUGAGAAUAAGCGCUACGCAAGCAAUGAUGCACAUGAAAUGUUCAGUUUCGUGUGGAGAGGUUGUCACUAAAUUCGAGGUUGGAGGAAUCCUCAAAUACACCGCGACCUUCCAAACAGUGCUUUAUAAGUGGCUAACAAGCCUCACCGCGGCAGAACUCGAUGGCGAAACCACAUUCCUCUCGGCCAUGCUAAACACAGCAAGUCCUCAAGCCGAAUUCUUGGAACCUCAACUGCAAGCUAUUCUGAACUCGCUGCACAAGCAACUCAAUGUCGCUACCACCCAAAGACUUGACUGGACGUCACUCCAGACUGAAGCAAGUUUUCGAGAAGCACCAAUAGAAUCCGACCGCCAAGUUCAGGCCGGACUUAUUCCAAGAGCACGACGAUUCCAAUGGCUAGAGAGAGGCUCAAAACAAGAACAUGAUAACAUGGAGGAACACUUAGUCAAGCUCGAGAGCAAACAGAGUAUCGAUGAGGAAACAACACUGGCAGUCCGAUGCCAGCAGUUGCAGAAACAACUCGACAAUCUCGAACUCGAACGAGCAGAACAAGUUGCAAAACUGGAAAAGGAAAAUGAGGAGUGCCAAAAGGAGAUAUCCGUACUCAAGGAACAAGCUAAAAGUCAGCAGGAGGAAGCCCAGGCUGACUGGAUCCAGCAGAUUGAGGAAGCCGCUCACAAAAGCGAAGACGACCAGAAAGAAAUCGCACUUUUAAAGGAAAAAAUCAAGUUGGGCGAUGACGAAUUGAAAGCAGCCUUCUCUAGUAUGGAAAAACUAAAAGAUAAACUAUCUACUCUAGAGGACGAGCUAGACACAAAGACAAGGAACGCAGGAGCACUUAUCAACAACCUCGGGACCCUGCUAGACAAGAACGAAAAGAAGAAAAUGGAACUAGCCGAGCUGAGACAAGAGUUGAAAGAGGAAAAAUCGCGAUCGGAGGAGAUGACUCAAAAGAUGAAA
Messenger RNA from Cylicostephanus goldi, 1191 nucleotides. NCBI's taxonomy places the organism in Eukaryota, Metazoa, Nematoda, Chromadorea, Rhabditida, Strongylidae. The record is from the annotation of a GenBank genome assembly.